Papaver somniferum (opium poppy) is the source of this 1761-nucleotide messenger RNA. Its product is annotated as vacuolar-processing enzyme-like. Bases 43 to 1506 code for a protein of 487 amino acids. The transcript is spliced from 9 exons. The record is from RefSeq and is a predicted model, not a curated record. Gene Ontology annotation, biological process: vacuolar protein processing. Gene Ontology annotation, molecular function: cysteine-type endopeptidase activity. NCBI's taxonomy places the organism in Eukaryota, Viridiplantae, Streptophyta, Magnoliopsida, Ranunculales, Papaveraceae.
CAUCCUCUUCUUCUCUCUGUACUUCUCUGUAAUCAGGUUACCAUGGCGAAGUCCUCGGCAGCUCUCAAAUCCUGUUUCAUUUUACUGGUUAUGGUGGUCUUUGGGAUUAUCGUCAAUGGUAGUCAAGCUACUAGAUGGGAGUCAACGAUUAAAAUGCCAACUGAGAAAGAAGAUGACGAGGAAAUUGGCACAAGAUGGGCUGUUCUUGUAGCUGGUUCUCAAGGUUAUGGAAACUACCGUCACCAGGCAGAUGUUUGUCAUGCUUAUCAACUGUUGAGAAAAGGAGGAUUAAAGGAAGAGAAUAUAGUUGUGUUCAUGUAUGAUGAUAUUGCAACUAGUGAUUUAAAUCCUAAGCCUGGAGUUAUCAUUAAUCAUCCAGAAGGUCAAGAUGUUUAUGCUGGGGUCCCUAAGGAUUACACUGGGGAGCAUGUUACUGCCAAAAACUUGUAUGCAGUUCUUCUUGGUGACAAAGAUGCUGUGCAAGGUGGAAGCGGGAAAGUAAUCGACAGCAAACCCGAUGAUAGGAUAUUUUUAUACUAUGCGGAUCAUGGAGGCCCUGGAGUACUUGGAAUGCCCAAUAUGCCUUUCCUGUAUGCCGCUGAUUUCAUUGAAGUCUUGAAGAAGAAACAUGCAGCUGGUAGCUACAAAGAGAUGGUUAUGUACAUAGAGGCAUGUGAGAGUGGGAGUAUUUUUGAAGGUUUGAUGCCAGAAGAUCUCAACAUCUAUGUGACAACAGCAUCAAAUGCUGAGGAGAGCAGUUGGGGAACAUAUUGUCCAGGGAUGGACCCCCCUCCACCUCCUGAGUACAUUACUUGCUUGGGAGACCUGUACAGCAUUGCGUGGAUGGAGGACAGUGAGACGCACAAUCUAAAGAAGGAAACCAUAAAAGAACAGUAUGAGUCGGUUAAAUAUCGAACUUCUAACUACAACACGUUUGCUGCUGGAUCUCAUGUGAUGGAGUAUGGAAACAGAAGCAUCAAAGCCGAGACACUGUAUUUGUAUCAAGGCUUUGAUCCUGCCACUGCAACCUUGAACCAGAACAACAUUGGUGGAAAGCGCCGUCUGGAAGUUGUGAAUCAAAGAGAUGCCGACCUUCUGUUCUUGUGGCAUAGGUACAAUCAACUAAAAAAUGACGAGUCGGGCAAGAAAGAAGAAACUCUCGAUCAAAUCAAAGAAAUGAUGACACACAGAACUCAUCUAGAUACUAGCAUUCGGUUAAUAGGCGACCUUCUUUUUGGGCCACGUAAAGGUUCUUCUACCCUUUCAGUUGUAAGGUCAGCUGGUAUGCCUUUGGUGGACGAUUGGGGAUGCCUGAAGGCCAUGGUUCGGGUAUUUGAAUCUCAUUGUGGGUCACUGACUCAGUACGGCAUGAAACACAUGCGAGCUUUUGCGAACAUCUGCAACAGUGGGAUCGCUGUGGACACAAUGAAGGAAGCUUCCAUGGCUGUUUGCAACAGAAAUGAUCUGAAGCUACAGAUUCCAUCAAGCGGAGGUUACAGUGCUUGAGAAGUUGAAAAAUUGGAAUACCAACCCCAUUUGUACAAAAAUGUCAGGUCAGCCUAAGUAGUUAUGUUUGCAUUAAGAUGUUUGUUCUAAGCGUUCGUAGGAUUAUGUUGUGUUAGUUAAUAUAAGCGCAUUAGCAUUAGAGUCGGUAUAAUCUUAAUCCAGAUAUUAUGUAUUGUACGAGAAAGCCAUAUGAAAUCAAAAAUAAGAAAUCUAAAGUGUCUGCUUUUGUUAAGCAGAUCUAAUUAGUGCUUUCAA